Molecule: messenger RNA, 2863 nt
Organism: Labrus bergylta (ballan wrasse)
Lineage: Eukaryota; Metazoa; Chordata; Actinopteri; Labriformes; Labridae
Source: RefSeq, a predicted model, not a curated record
GGAGGUUUUACUGCGUGCAGCACUCUGACUCUGAUCCGACUGUGAGGAGGAGGAGGACUGACAGAUCGGCUUCACUGCAAACCUCCACUGUGUCUCUAAGCUCCGCCCCCUCCCUCUCCUCUGCAGACUCUCUGGUCUUUGCCGGUCGUCGUCGCUCCUCAGUGGUUUCUGUGAAGACGGCCACGCCCGAGAGGAUCGAGCUGGAAAACUACCGUCGCAGCUCGACUAAGGAGGCGGGGCUUCUGGAGGAGGAGGGGGAGGAGCCUGAGGAGGUUUCUGAAGAGAUGCUGACCCGCUUUAAUCUGGACCUGGACCAGGAGGAGAACCACAAGUCCAGUUCGGAGUCAGAGAUGGAGGUUGAGGUUGAGGAGGAAGAAGAGGAGGUUGGAGCGUCAUGGAUGGAAACUCUACAGCUACACCUGGGUCAUGAGGAGGAGGAGGAGGAAGAGGAGGAGGAGGCGGAGCCAGAGGAAGAGGAUGGAGACGACGAGAUGGAGUCCAGUGAUGAGGGGGAGUACAGCCCCUGGGCCAUGGAGCGACGGUCAGGUGUGUGGCUCCUGAUGGAGGAGGACACAGAAGCUGGAGGUGACAUCACUCCCUCAGACACACCUGUGGAGCCCGACUCCACCUCGAGCCCUCUGCCCUGUGUCAACCCCUCCCUGACCCCCUCUGAGCCCCGCCCCCACGUCUUCACGCCCUCCACCGCCUCCUUCGUAUCCGAGCCUGACUCCACCCACAAUGACAGCGACACAGCUCCACCCACAUGGACCACGCCUGAGGUUGUCAUGGAAACAGCAUGUCAGAAACAAGCCUCCUGGCUCCCAGAUAAAGGGCGGGGCUCAUUUGAUGACAUCAGCCCUGAAAUGCCCCCAAUGAAGCCCCUCCUCCUGAAGGACAAAUGGGAGGAGCCAGAAGAGGAGGAGUUUGAGCAAAAGGAGGAGGAGGGGGAAUCUGACGGAAGAAGGAGGAGACACAGAGGAGCCCACACCCUCCCCCCUCGCCUCCACCCUCCCCCUCUGGCUGGGGGAGGGGCUUUCCUCCUUCAGCUGAAGGGACUUAGAGAGGCUCCGCCCUCUGGGCUCUUUGAUGUGGAAGGAGGCGGGGCCAGAUCUCUGUGGAGGGCAGUUUUCCCCGGAAACAGGAAGGAGAAGAGGAAGAAGAAGAUGGGCGAGAGCUUACCUGCAGAGAGGACGAAGAAAGACGAGGCCAACAAGAGGAGAGUGAAAGGUGUGAGAGGAUGCCUGACGGAGGAGGAGUCGUCUGACCUGCUGCACACACGAAACAACAGACGCUCUCAGAGAGGCUCCGCCCCCCUCCAGGACUCCGACGGACGGUCCUCGUGUCCCACCGAGGUGGUCGGCGUUCUGGUGGAGUCGAAGGAGCCGUCGAGUCUGAGCGUGAAGGAGACCAUGUUCCAGAGGGGACAGGAGGAGGAGGACCUGGACGCCAAAAUCACCCGGCGGGUCCAGAGAGCUGCGAGACGGACGGCCAAACAGGAAGAGCUGAAGAGACUUCACAGAGCCCAGAUGAUCCAGAGGCAGCUGCAGCAGGUGGAGGAGAAGCAGAGACAGCUGGAGGAGAGAGGAGUGAUAGUGGAGAAAGCUCUGAGAGGAGAAGCAGAUUAUUGGGAAGAUGAUGACAACAGCCCAGACAUCGAGCUUCACCUGGAAGGUCUGGGUAAACUGGAUAACACGGUUCUGAUGAAGACCUGGUUCCAGCUGGUGCAGCAGAAAAACUCUCUGAUUAGAUACGAGUCUGAACUCGUCAUACUGGCUCGGGAGCUGGAGCUGGAAGACCGCCAGAGUCGACUACAGCAGGAGCUCAGAGAGAGGAUGGCCGUGGACGACCACCUGAAGGGGGCGUGUGAGUUGGUGGAGGAGCGUCUGAUCCUCGAGGAGAUGUUGGAGGUGGUGGAGCAGAGAGACUCUCUGGUGUCCCUGCUGGAGGAGCAGAGACUGCAGGAGCGACAGGAAGACCACGACCUGGAGGAGAUCAUGAUGACUCGACCGCUCGGACUCAGCUGGACCUGAACCCGUCACAGCGACCACCAGACCUGAACCCGUCACAGCGACCACCAGACCUGAACCCUGUCGAGUCACAGCGACCACCAGACCUGAACCCUGUCGAGUCACAGCGACCACCAGACCUGAACCUGUCACAGCGACCACCAGACCUGAACCUUUUCGGGUCACAGCGACCACCAGACUUGAACCCUGUCGAGUCACAGCGACCACCAGACCUGAACCCUGUCGGGUCACAGCGACCACCGUAACAUAUUAAAAAAGUUUAAACCAUUAAAAAAAAAACUCUCUCCACUAAACCCCGCCCCCACCAAAUGGUGUUGUCAUGGAAACGGUCUGUUCCACUCAGCUGGUGUUGUCAGAGUCAAGAGGACAGAAACAAUCGACAGACGAUCCAAUAUACAUCCAGAAAGUUCAUGAGUAGAAAUAAAGACAGUUAGAAAGUGAAUAAUCAGAACUGGGUCUAACCCAGUGUAACCAGUUUAAUCAGAGUUCAAGUCAAACCAGUUAAAGAAGUUUAAGUGUGACUAGUUAGCGGAGUAACUAGCAGUGUUAUCAUCUCAUAUUUUAACUUUAUGGUCAUAAAAACAGAAAAGUUUAAUUUGUAACAGUUAAAAAUUAAAACAUUUUUUUUUACAUUGUGCCAAAUGUUACUGAUCAGCCUUUGUUUACCUGAUCAGUCUUUGUUUACCUGAUCAGCUGAUCAACAGGUGUUGUUAAAGCUGAUGCGGUCAAAGAGUCAUGUGACUGAUCAGCUGAUUAUUAAUUUAAGUGCAAGAUAAACAGCCUUUAACCUAAAGUCUGACUUUUUAAUCUUCUUUAAUAAAAUAUUCACACCUCAA